This is a messenger RNA of Colletotrichum costaricense, 162 nucleotides long. RefSeq lists its product as uncharacterized. Bases 1 to 162 code for a protein of 53 amino acids. The transcript has 2 exons. The record is from RefSeq and is a predicted model, not a curated record. NCBI's taxonomy places the organism in Eukaryota, Fungi, Ascomycota, Sordariomycetes, Glomerellales, Glomerellaceae.
AUGUAUCGUCAGAUAGUCGAGUCUUUCAACCACAUUACGCUCAACUCUGGCUCAAUACUCUAUUGCUUGCGCACAGACCUACGCCUCUUCCUCUCGGUCCAGGCACGAAGAGAGUUGAAAAAGGGGGGGGAAGAGAAAAAGGGUCACUACGUUCGGUCGUGA